AUGAAGUCUGCUUACGCUUUGACACUAUGCCUCAGCGGCAUGAUGGGCGCUGAUGCCUGGGUUCUCCCAGCCGGUGCUGCUCCCAAGUCCAACUACGCUCUGCAACGCCUAGACAAUGGCCGCGGCGGUAACCAGAACGCAGCUGGUACCGGCGUCAAGUUCACGCCCAACCAGGGCUCAUCCGCUGCAAAGUCGGACACCGUUGCUGGUUUCAUCCCCGUCAAGGGCUUGGCCGGUGGCCCUAGCAAGAGACACGCUCUUUACAUUCGCGCGGCCCAGCCUGACGACGACGGUGACGACGAUGGAGAUGCUAGCGAUAAGGAUGCUGAUGAUGAUGACUCUGGCGACGAAGAAGCUCCUCAGGCGACCGCGUUUAGUCGUCCUGCUUUCAGAAUCGGCACUCUCAAGCAGGCCGAUAGUGGUGAUGAUACCAAGACAUUCAAGGUCAACAACAAGAAGCAGAAGGGCAAGGCCGAGGAUAAGAAGAAGACAGACGACAACAAGACCAAGCACUCUGGCGACGACGACGGCACCAAGACUACCAAGGGCGACAAGAGCAAGACUUCCUCCACCUCUGUGCCCACUAAGACCAAGCACUCUGGUGAUGAUGACAAGAAGCCGGAUGACAACAAGACCAAGCAUUCCGGUGACGAUGAUGGUACCAAGACUACCAAGGUUCACAAGACAAAGACCUCUGCUACCUCUGUGCCUACCAAGACCAAACACUCUGGUUCCGAUAAGAAGACGAGCACCAAGUCCAAGUCUAGUGAGUCUUCACACAAGUCCCACACCAGCAAGCACUCUUAG
Fusarium sp. VM40 is the source of this 807-nucleotide messenger RNA. Lineage: Eukaryota; Fungi; Ascomycota; Sordariomycetes; Hypocreales; Nectriaceae. The record is from the annotation of a GenBank genome assembly.